Mycena indigotica is the source of this 2730-nucleotide messenger RNA. Its product is annotated as RTC4 domain-containing protein. NCBI's taxonomy places the organism in Eukaryota, Fungi, Basidiomycota, Agaricomycetes, Agaricales, Mycenaceae. The coding region runs from base 13 to 2730 and encodes 905 amino acids. The record is from RefSeq and is a predicted model, not a curated record. The transcript is spliced from 5 exons.
GUCGCGCGUUGUAUGGAGGGGCAAAAAUAUGCUCAGACCAUGUCGCAACGCCCCGGCUCACAGCCUUCGAAGACGCCCUUAUUCGAUACUGCCGGUUCCGGCCUCAAACGUAACAGCAAGCCAGUGAAGCCAACUCGCGUGAUGUCGGACGACGACGAAAGCGAGGACGAACUCAAUUCCUGGCCCUCUACAUCACAGCCACGUCGAGAGGAUACUUCAUCUGCUCUGCCCGAAACGUCGGAUGUCAUAAAGACGUUGAAAUUCAAGAAGAAGAAACCGGAGGACGGGACAGGUGCCCCGACAUCCAAAGAGAACGCUGGUGUUGUGGACAGGAAAGCGACUGGUGGAGAUAUUGAUUGCACUUCAGAGAAAGCAACGACGCGUCCGUUACGCGACAACCCCUCUCACCGAAACUCAAGUCCAGAGUCGCGUUCGACACAACCGGCAAUUCGUCGUACGGCUAGCCAAACAGAGAACUCGAAAAAGCGCGUGCCACCAACAACCACCAAGUCCCUGCAACGCAAGCAGAGCGUUGAUGAUGACGGUGACCCAGGUCCGAGUCGUAGCAAACGACCGCCAGUUGGCAGCACGAGCACCCUUUCGAUCCCACAACUUUCCCCCACUACCAAAACCAGAAUUCGCCCCCAGCCACGAAAAAAGGAUCCCAUGGCCGAGUUUCCUGCGCUUUCUCCGCUUGGAAAACAUGGCUCCCGCAAAGGGAAGGAACGCGAGACAGAAGUGGCCUCGACAUCUCGACGCGUCAAAUCCAAACCUGACCCAGCUCCUUUCCCGAUCCUUUCUCCAGUACGGGAUACAACUCCGAAGAAGCCUCCCAAGAAACCAACCGAAUUCCCCGCGCCCUCCCCUUUACGAAUCAACGCUGAGCCUGGUAAAACAAAGAAGAAACCUCUCGAGGCGCGCCCGUUCCCCAUGGACUUUGAGUCGAGACCGUCGCCGCCAAAACGGGGGUCGUCAGAUAUAGAAUUUGAGCAAGAGCCCAAGAAGAAGCGUAAACGGAGUCAAUCACGCACACCUGCCAUCGCGCAUGAUCAGGAAGACGAUAGCUUUUUCAUGGCACCCAAUACUGAUCCAAAAACACUCUGUCCGUAUUGUGAUGGUCCUUUGCCGCCAGAUCCUACUCCGCAUCUUCAAAGUCUAUUAGAGCAAACGCUCAAGAAAUCGAGACCUGAUCCUCGCCCGGCGAACCCUCUAGGGCGAAGGGCCCCAAUGGCAGCAUUCAUUGGAGUAUGUCAACGCCAUCGGUUUGAGACUGAAAUACUUCCCGAAGCUGAAGAGAAAGGAUGGCCAAAGACGAUCGACUGGGAAGAUGUUAGGAGCCGUGUCCAAGCUAUGGAAUGGCAGCUCCGUCAAAUUGUGAACAAUACUGGAGAUGAUGAUGAAUCUGCGCCGGAAAGUUCUCAAGCCAUCCGAGGCGCAAGGCGGCAGUGUCUCUUUUGGCGAGAUAUGAUAAAGGAAAUCAAGGCUAAAGGCAGCAAAGGUGUUCAAGGCGUACAAGAACAAUUCGCCAACUUCCAUAAAACACAACCUGGAUACUACGGCGAAAUGGGCUCAGUCAUCAUCCACCAAGCAUUAUACGAUAUGUUCCCCCUCACUGCUAUCGAACCCCAACUCGUCAACCCUCUAACGCCCCACGAAUUUAUCCAACGGAUUCUAGUUCCCGAGGUGGGCAUGCGGCUAGUUAUACAAGAUCGAAAUCUCGAUGCGGAAAAUAAGGCCGAUAGGAAAUGUGCGGUAGCGAUCCUCAGGGCAAGCGCCACCUAUGGUGUUGCCAUGUUCCCAGACGAGAGUGGGCAAACUGCAGGUGAUGAUGUUGGGGAGCAAUUAAUCAUGGAACGGGCGAUGAGGCGACGGUUGGAACUCGAAGCUGAAGAACGGGAGGAGGAGGAGAUGGCCAAACGGGUGGCCCAAAAGAGUAAGAGAUCAGGCAAACGCAAGGCCAAGACAAAAGACUCGGAGCCUGAAGACCUACCUGUCGAGCGGCCUCGACCACGACCGAAACCGAAACCAAAGAAGCCACAACAAAAUCUCAGAACAGACUCCAGCGGCAUGGAUUCUGACUCGGCGGUGGACAAUCCUCCAACGACAAAGAGCAACUUCUCGACAGGCUCUAACAUCACCCCUCGUCGCAGUCGCAGCCGAAGUCGAAUUAGAUAUCUUUCUCAAAGCUCGGAUGACCAUCUUCCUUGCGAUGAAGCCCCUACGACUCUCAAAAAGCGGUUUAAGUCGGUGGUUAGCAUUUCCGAUUCCGACUCGACGAGACCAAGACAGACGCGAAGCGGCGCUACGAGCAGGGUGGCUUCAGAUGUUGCAGACAUGGUGAUAUCAUCCAGUGAGGAGGCUGACUCGGAUGUUGCUGUCCUUGGUGCACGCACGAAAGUUGAAACGAAAUCCCGAAAGAAAACGCAGGCUACUUUGGCUAUGGAUGAACAAGAUCAGGAGGCUACGCCUCGUCCUGCUGCUCGUACCAGCAAGAUUUUACUCUCUUCCAGUUCCUCUGCUUCUCACGGUGAAUUCCGUCCCCUCGAUGCAGCUCGCAACCGGGCGAAGACAACGGCCACUGAUCAUGGCCAAAGCUCUCCAAGGAAGAAUUCCACGGACGGUUGGAUCAGAACUAUGGCUGUGGAACCACACUACGAUGACGACGACGACGAUAAUAUCAGGCCCCCACAGGGUAGUCAGAGCUCUUCCUCGUGGCUGCUUGAGGCCUAA